CUGUUCCUUUCUCCAUCAAUCUCCAAAAGAAAAAUUUGCUGCUUCUUCAUAUAGAAUUCUCUUAUUACAUACAGAUUUGCGCAGCCGCAUAGAUCUCACUAUUUUAAGUCACUCUCUGGUUUUAAGUAAUAGAAAGCAAAGAGUGUUCAAAAGAAUGCUUAACUGAGCCACAUGCAAUGCAAUCCUAUUCAAAUAUCAUAUUUCACUUGUAGUCAAAAGGUGGAAUAUGUUUGUGUUAAAAGACAAUGACAUUUGGAAGGUGAUCAGAAAUGAGGGGAAAAUAUUAAAAGAAAAAAAAGGCCACAACACAUGUUUAUUUAGUAACCCAUCUUUGACUUUGGAUAACACCUACAGAAGAAUCCCCUUGAAUCCUAUUGCAGGAAUAUAGUUAUUAGUAUUGGGCAUUGCUUGGUCACCAAGUUUAAAGACCUCCACUAGCACCUUUCUUUCCAAGUUUGCAACUUCAUGGAUCCUGCACUGAGAUAUUGAAUGUACACCAUAAGCAUGUACAAAUAUGAGCAACUUGUUGCACACAGUCAUCUUCCAAAAUAAGCAUAUAGUUCUCUAAGGCAGGCUGAAGAGAUGCGGCGGGAAGGGCGCCAGCACGGCACGGUCCGGACUCACAUCCUCGACCCUUCUUUGGCUACCCGCCGGAUCCAGUCCAAGUCCAACGGCGCAAACCGGCUCGCAGGCCCUCCAGUAGCUGGAGUGUUUGCAAAAGUGCAAUCGAAACCGACCAACCAUUCCAAGUUCACGGGCCGGUGCCACGACGCAAUGUGCAUGUCGUGCCGCGACCAGCCCGUGCCAAAGUCGAAGGGCAAGGCGAAGGACGAUCGCAGGCCCAAGUGGACCGACUUGUGCUACGGCGACGGGCUUGAGUAUGCUGGAGGAGAGUGGGUGUUCAGGGACGACGACUACGACGAGCGCGCAGAGGAUGAGACGAUAGACGAUCAUUUGAUCGAAUCGGGAGCUGAAUUGGACCGUCAGGAGGAUCAGGCUCCGAUCGAACAGGCAUCGGAGAUUGCACCGGCAGUUUAUGAUCAGACUGAAGCUGAGGAUUGUGGAGAUUGGUUUCUAGUUGGAGAUAUGAUUGUUGACUCAGAUGUGUUAAGUGAUAUGUUAAGAGUGAGCACCGAUGGUGUUUCUCUACUUGAUUGUGAAAAAUAAGGUCUCUUGAAGAUCACACACUGAGUGAAAUAUAUUUGUAUGGGUUUUCUUUCCUUUCAUUCUUUUUUGUUUUUGUUAAAUUGGAAUCUGUAAAGUAUAUUUUGGAGAAUUGGUAACUUCUAUGAUUAUCCAUGAAUUCCAAUGAUCAGGUUUAAUAAA
Messenger RNA from Ananas comosus (pineapple), 1326 nucleotides. RefSeq lists its product as uncharacterized. Bases 583 to 1167 code for a protein of 194 amino acids. The record is from RefSeq and is a predicted model, not a curated record. Lineage: Eukaryota; Viridiplantae; Streptophyta; Magnoliopsida; Poales; Bromeliaceae. The transcript has a single exon.